AAGACAAUCAACUCGAUUGGCCGGACGCGGUUAUCGAGCCGACGCUUGCCCAUUAUCCUUACCCGUCGACCCUCCCUUAUCUUCUCGCCAAUCCUCCCGUCAAGCCGUCCUGCCUGUCCAUAGUUUCGAGCUGCCACCUCAAGCCGCCUUGUCCACUCGCACACUCCGUCAGUAUGGCUGACGUAGACGAUGAACUCUUGGCCCUUGUCGGCGGCGAUGAGUCUUCCGAUGACGAAAUAGACCCGGGCAUGAACACGAGCCCUUCGGCCUCUGCCUCCCCCGAGCCUGACCCCGAUACCCACGCCUCGACCAUGUUGAAACAGAAGAGAGAUCAAGAUGACACAGACGAGGAAGAGGGCGAGGCUUCUUCGAUAGGUUCCCCGGCCUCGCAGAACUCGGCCCCCAUGGACGAGUCCGACUCGGAAUCCGACGUGUUCCAGACCACCCACGCCGCCAGCAAGAUGGAUGGCGGCGAUGAUACCAAGUACCCUGUCGAUGGCAUCUAUGCAAGCGAAGCGGAGAAAGACGAGAUUCUCGGCAUGCCCGAGCUUGAGCGAGAACAGUUACUAGCCAAACGUCAGGAGGAGGUCGAUCGCCAGCGACAGAACACGUUACUGCGACGACUUUUGAAAACGAGAGAAGACGAUAGUCAGUCGGCCAAGAAGCGCAAGGCCGGUACUGCAGACCUUGAUGAUACCCAGCGCAAGACCUCGCGGCAGCGGACCCGGGUCGGAGGCUCCAAGGUGGGCGAGACCAGCGCCGGCAUCGAAUCUCUGCGCCGAGCGCGCGCCGAAAAGAGUGACCGCAUGCGCCGUAGAGAGGAGGACCGGGAGCGCAACAAGGGAAAACUGCACUCGACAUCGCGCGACCCGGAUCACGACCGCGACGGCGAUAGCGACGCCGACUGGCCCCGCACAUCCAAGGAGAGGCGCUCCAAGUCCCGGACCCCCGAGGUCAAGGAAAUUCCGCUUGCCGACCUGCGCGACAUAGAGCGCAUACGGCUAGGACGCAGCCGCUUCUCUCAGGUCUGCUUUUAUCCUGGCUUCGAGCAAGCCAUUGUCGGAUGCUAUGUCCGUGUGGCUAUCGGCCCGGGCUCCGAUGGAGUAGGUGUCUAUAGGAUGGCACUUAUCCGGGGAUUCGCCCAGGGAAAGCCGUACGCUAUGGAGAAGCAGAAUGGUCAAACUUUCGUCACGGACCAGUAUGUUCAGGUCGCCCACGGCAAGGCCGAAAGGGAGUGGCCGUUCAUCAGUUGCUCUGACUCUCCCUUCACCGAGACCGAAUACACCCGCUAUCAGAAAGUCUGCCAAGAAGAAGGCGUCGUCUUCCCCAAGAAACCUACCCUCAGCGCCAAGAUAGACGACAUCAAUGCCCUCAGAAAUCGCUCCUGGACCGAUGCUGAAGUUAAUGCCAAGAUCGAGCGGGAACGAGCUCUGCGCAGCAAGUACGCGCCCACGGAGCGAAACCGACUGCUCAAGGCGAUCGAGGACGCUAGGCGUGGCGGGGACGAAACCAAGGUGACGGGACUGCAGGACGAACUGGACUCUCUAGAGACGCCGCGGCUGGCUUUUAGGACGACCUUGACGCCGGCGAACAAGCCUGCGAGUUCCACGCCCUCUCAGCAGGACCGCCUCGCGGCUCUGAACGCCGAGAAUCGUCGACGCAAUGCGGAGCAGGUACGCCGGGCGCAGAUGAAGGAGAAGGCCAGGGCGCGUCAAAUCGAGGCUCGCCUCGCUCGCGGAGAGGACGUCGAGGAGGACACGUCCCGUCGCCUCAGGACGAAGCCCAAGUUCAUGCAGGACGUCAACGAGACGAACGGGCGGACCCGGGAAAAAUCUGCCACCGCCAACGGGAGUGGUACAUCGACUCCGGCCUCGACGAACGGAACGAAGCAGGGCUCCGCCCCUACGAAAACGACGGUGCUCCCUCACAUCCAGAAACUCCAGAUGCAGAACCACGGGGCGGGCAAGGACCAGAAGGGCAUCCCGCAGAUCCAUCGCCCCAUCGUGGACGACGAGAUCAUCGCCUCUCUAGAUCUCGAGAUAGACGUCGAGAUCGACUAAACGCCGCCUAGAG
Molecule: messenger RNA, 2073 nt
Organism: Durotheca rogersii
Lineage: Eukaryota; Fungi; Ascomycota; Sordariomycetes; Xylariales; Xylariaceae
Product: plus-3-domain-containing protein
Exons: 4
Coding region: 174-2060 (628 amino acids)
Cellular component (GO): Cdc73/Paf1 complex
Molecular function (GO): RNA polymerase II C-terminal domain phosphoserine binding; DNA binding
Source: RefSeq, a predicted model, not a curated record